AUGGGAGGUCGGAACUGGCCGGUCCGUUCCGCACUCGUCUCCACACUUUUCAUAUGUUUUUGCUUCGCACAGGAACUACUUCCAAUCACUGAAGUAGAGCCGUUGGCCCAAGAUCUGCAAAUUCAAGAAUGGAUGCGAACAUUGCGACGCGUCAAGCGCGCUCCAACACGAAGCUCGCGACCGGAACCGGUUGUCGUCGGUCGCAACACGACCGGCAAAUGCGUGAUCUCCGCGGAUCGCGCAUCUCACUUUUGCGGCAUGGAAGAAGAAGUGUCUGCUCCGCCGAUUCCGCCGCCGGAUGAAGGAAAAUGUGUGAUCUCCAAGGCGUCUGGUCGCGAGAUUUGCUAUCCAUCUUACGGCCAACUCGACACCAGUUGUACCGAUGUCACCGGCAAAUCGACGAGCGCAUUGGUUGUACCGCCGGUCGUCCCGCACGCCACUGUUCGAGCGAUGGCAUUUGUGCCGCCAGACAAUCUCCGACGUCUCAUCAUUCAAUAUUAUCGCCAACAGGGAAAGCAUGCACCAAAAAAUCUCACAUUUUCACCAAAAUCAUUUCUAUUCGUCAAAUAUCAUUGCGACUACGGCUACGAGAUGAUCGACGAGGUCGACACGCUGUUCUGCCAGAAUAAACAAUGGGUGCUCACACGACCUGUCUGUAGGGGAGAGGGAUUGUGCGCCAACGACAACGGCGGAUGUAGUCACACGUGCACCUCGUUCAAGGAUGGCCGAAUGGAAUGCAAAUGCCCGCGCGGAAUGAUUCUCGACACGGACAACAAGACCUGCAUGAAGCCCGUGCCGAAGCAUCUUUGCCGAUCGCUGGCCGGAUGCACAUGUAACGCCAUCACAGAAACGCAAUUCUCAUGCACAUGCGCCAAUAAGCAGAAAUGUCUACUUCUCGCCGGAGCUCCCAAACUUUAUGUUGAGCCUCAAGGACCGUAUGAAGUUGCGCCUGGUGGCAACAUCAAUAUCACUUGUUCUACAGUAGCCUACCCGUUCCCAGAUAUUUAUUGGACCAAAAAUGGCGAGGUUGUUUCGGGAAGCGCUGCUAACAAAGGAGUCGUGAAAAGCGAUCAGAUUCUCAUUAUCAAAGAGCUCUACCGAAACGAGGAGUUCACAUGCCACGCCAACAACAGCAACGGACAAGCCGAACGAACCGUUUCGAUCGUCAUCACCGGUCCCGGAUCGCCGCCGGUCCUCAAGUCCGCCUCAUCGGGACGCUCGUCGAUAUCCGUUCGAUGGGAUCCGCCGGUGAUCAUCAAUCGUCCGAUCACCACCUACACCGUUUACUACACCAAUAAUCCAUCACAGCCAAUCAAAAACUGGAAGAAAAUCAAAGUGAAAGAGCCGACACGGGAAGUGACAAUUCAAGAAUUGCGACCAGACACGGGUUAUUUUAUUAGAGUACGUGCGAAUGACCAACUCGGUUCGGGUAAGCUAGGAAAUCAAGUGCAAAUCCGAACGCUCAAACCGGCCGUUCGACCUUACGUUUCGAUUGUCGAAGGCGACGAGCUUCGAGUUCCACCGAUGAAGCCGUUCGAGAUCUCAUGCAAUGUGACCAAGGCCGAUCCAGUGCCGAGUCUCACCUGGGUUCACAAAGGGCGGCCAUUGAAUAAGGGCGAGAAGUCGGUGCAUAUGCGAAUGCAGAAUGGUGGAGUUCUCGAGAACACGGUGUUCUCAUGCGUUGCCGAAAAUGAGGCUGGAAAAUCCGCCAAGAAAAUCAACAUCACAGUUACUGGACCAAGUGCGCCGGAAAGAAUUCGCUAUCAGAUUGAUGGCGACAAGGUGACACUUCAAUGGGAACAACCGCAGAUCACCAAUGGUCCGAUGGCUGGCUAUGACGUCCUUUACACCGACGAUCCAUCGCUGCCAAGAGAUCAGUGGCAAGUUCUUCAUAUCGACGAUCCGAACGCAAGAACCACAACAGUUCCGAGGCUCAACGAAAAAACUCCAUACACCUUCGUGAUCCUUGGAAGGAAUCGCCUUGGACCAGGUCUGCCGAGCUCACCGUUCACAGCCACCACCUGGCUUGCUGCCAAGCCGCCUGUCGUGCAAGUCGUUCCAGAGGAAGGAAUCAGGAAACCACCGAGCAAUGAUGAGAUGAUCAUUGAAUGCGGUGCUCAAGGUGUUCCAAAGCCAAAGAUCAUUUGGCUCUGGAGUGGAAGUCUGAUUGAAGACGGCAAAGACGAGUUCAGAAUUUACGACACCACUCCUGUUGAUGCACAAGAUCGAACUCGAAGCAAGCUUAUUGCUCAAAGUACCUCAAGAAGCGGUGUAGCCACGUGUCAGGCAAUCAAUACCGAAGGAUCCGACGAGAAGAAGGUGCCAGUGACCAUUCUCGGGCCAGGAAGUCCGCCAUUGGCUAUCACGCCAACACCGAUGCAUACUGGAUUCGACGUUGCCUGGCAACCGCCAAAGAUCACGAAUGGAAGAAUCACCAGCUAUGUCGUCUACUAUUCGAAGGAUCCCGACAGUCCACUUUCCGAAUGGCAAUCGAAGACAGUUCCAGCUGACACCAGAAAUUUGACUGUCACAGUUGACGAUGAAGAUACGCCAUACGUUGUCAAGGUCCAGGCAAAUACCGAUGACGGGCCCGGAAUCAUUUCGGAAGCUUACGAAGUCACUACCGGAAGAAAACAGGUUCCACUUUCCGUACGAUUGGAAGUCACUGAUCCGGUCAUUGCGCCAUCGACACAAGAAACCGAAGUCGAGCCGACACAGCCAAUUCAUUUCCGAUGUGUCGCCGAUGGCCGGCCGAUGCCAAGCGUUUCCUAUUCAUGGCUUCCGAUCAAUGCGUCCGAAAGCGGCGACGAGCCGGUACCAAUUCCAAUCAAUCCCGAUGAGAAUCAACCGCAUCACUACAAUUCGAUUCAAGUCUAUUCGACAACGGCGACGAAGAGAAUUCUGUUGUGUCAGGCGAGGAACUCUGACGGAACUGUCGAAGAUCGUCACGUGUUCAUCGUCAAUAAACCUGGAAGCGCACCGCAAAACGUUGAAGUCAUCGUCGAUCCAGAUAAUCGCGUCACGAUCACCUGGCAACCGCCAAAACAUCCAAACGGAGAUAUCCAGAAGUACAAUGUUUAUAUCACCGGUGAUCCAUCACUACCUGUCGAUCAGUGGCAAAUGUUCCCUGUGGAUCAAAUCGAUGAUCCGAAACUCACCCUUGAACGCGGUUCACUUCAACCGGAAACCCCAUACUACGUCAAGAUCGCCGCGGUGAAUCCGUAUGGCGAGGGAAUUCACACGGAUCCGAAGCAUUUCGACACUGUCAGCGGAGCUCCGCUCGAUUCGCCGAAGGACAUCCUUCCAACAGUUUCCAUCGACAACACGGUGAAUCUCACAUGGUCGCCACCGAGUCAACCACUUGGACCAAUCAAGAGCUACACCAUCUACUAUGCGCCGGAUUAUGACGACUCUGAUCACAAAACGUGGCAGCGAGUCACCGUUGAUGCUAAGGGCGGCGAUGAUCAUGGCGUGAUCACUUUGCCGAAAGAGCGAUUCCAACCGAAUACCCCAUAUAAGGUCAGAAUAUCAGCAACCAAUGAUUUGUCGGAAGGACCUCCAUCGGAUUUGGCGCACUUCGAGACUGGCAGUGGCGAGAUUCCGCCAACCAUCAAAUUGGAUCCGAACAAUUCCACAUAUUACGUUGAGCCGCUCGGCGCCGUGACAAUCAUGUGUACAGCUACAGGUGUUCCUCAACCAGCGGUUCAAUGGAUCAAAGAAAAUGGCGAGAUCAUCGAGAGCUCGAGUCUUGUGCUCUAUGACGUUGCCAAGGAUACUAGUGCAACUUGUACCGCUUCCAACAAUGCUGGUAAAACUCAAGAAGUCGUUCAAGUGCUCGUCACAGGACCUGGAAGUGCACCAAACGAGAUCGUCUUGCUCCCAAUGCCAAAUCAAGAGGUCAAUGUCGAAUGGACAACUCCCGAUGAUGUGAACGGCCAAAUUACUAACUACGUCAUUCACUAUGGAGAAAUCCCUGAAAACGGUACGGAACCGACCACAUGGAACCAGGUCACUAUUGAUCGUGGUGAGGUGAAUCACAAAUUGGCCAAUCUUGAGCCUAAGAAGAAGUUCGCUGUAAAGAUCCAAGCUGUCAGCGAUAGAGGUCCAGGAGUUGUAUCGGCUCCACAAGUCAUUACCACUCUUCCAAAGGCUCCGGAGUCGGUUAAGGACGUUGAUGUUCAAGUACAACCGAACAACACCGUGUCGAUAACCUUCACCCCGCCCGUCGAUCCUGAAAAUCCCGAAAAGCGCAUCAGAGAGUUUGUGAUUCAGUAUACCGACGAAGAAGAUCCAACAGAAGACACCGAAUGGAAGGAACUCAAGUUUAGCGAUCCGAACGAUUCUGAUGACGUCACUGCGGUCAACAUCGAUGGAGAGAACUUUAAUCCUGAUACCAAAUACAAUAUGCGAAUCAUUGCCAGAGGAGAAAUCGAUUCUCAGCCGUCCGAGAUUAGUCCGUUCGAAACCGGUGAUGGAGUCAUUGCACCUAGUAAACCAACAUUCAAUGUCGAAACGGAGGACGGAGUGAUCCGAGUUCCGGCUGGUACAGACUAUGUAAUCACAUGCAGUUCAGAAGGAUUCCCAGCACCAGAUGUCAGAUGGGUCGAUUCGCAAGGAGUUCAAAUCUCUGAUGGUCCUGUUCUCAAGAUCAUCGAUAUUCGGAGAACAUUGAACGCCAAAUGCCUCGCAGAGAAUCGUGGUGGGCUCAAAGAGACUGAUUUGAAAGUGUUCGUUGCCGGACCGGGAACGUCGCCGGAGAAUAUUGUGCUGAACGCGAACAAGCCAGCUACAAUCACCGUCACUUAUGAUAUGCCAUCGAUCACCAAUGGAAACAUCACCAAGUACAUCAUCUACUACACUCCUUUGGAUGAUCAGGAUCCAGCGCAUCAGCUUGGUCAAGUUCAAACCAAACCAAUAAACGAGUGGCAAAAUGUGCACGACGUAAACGAUGUUGAUGGCCCCCGAAGGGUAGAUAUAACUGAUUUCAUCAAUACCGAUACCGCUUAUGCUAUUGUGGUUCAAGCAAUAAAUGACGAUGGUCCAGGUCCGUAUUCCAACCAAUACACUAUUCGCACCAUGUCGAAGGCUAGAGAAGGACCUCCAGUCGAUCUUCGUGUCGAGCCAGAUGGUCAACGAUCAGCAAUUGUUCAUUGGAAGGAGCCGGUAACAUCGGACGAGAAGCCGAUAGCCUACGAAAUCUACUAUGUUCCCGGAGACAAGAAAGUCGAAGAGGAUGAUUCUGCAGGAUUAAGCGACUGGAUUAAAAUCUCGAUUGAUGAUCCAAGCAAGUUGAGCUACAAAAUCCAGAAUCUUCUUCUUCCCGACACUGACUACGUGUUCAAGAUGAGAGCAAUUUAUCAAGAUGGUCCGAGCGUCUUCUCAGAGCCUUGCAUCAUGAAAACGCUGCCAGACGGCAACGCGCCUUACAUUCAAGUGUCCACUGGCGAUAAUGGUGUUGAUGGAAGCUCGACGAUCGAAAUUCUUCCGGGAUCACAAAUGACAGUUGCUUGCAAUGCCACCGGUAUUCCGCAGCCUCAAGUCAAAUGGAUAAAGGGCGGAAACUACGAGAUCGAUCCAAGCCGAGUCGACGCUGAUGGAAACCAUGCUCAAUUCUCACUCCAAGUUGCGAACAUCACCGAAGACACUACUUUCAACUGCGUCGCACAAAAUCCGUUGGGUCAAGCAAACUGGACAAUUCAUGUGAACCUUAUUGAAAAUCUUGAUCCAAAUUGGCGAGACGACUUCGUUGUGUCGAAGCCCGAUGGCGGUCAGAUCGUUUUAGUCUUCCAAGAUGAUUUGCCAGAUUACUUAAGAUCUCCAAAUGACUGGACCAUUCUCUAUACAGACGAUCCAGAACUUCCAAAAGACCAAUGGGAGCAGAUUCCAUCAGGCGGAGCUCCACUCACCCGCGUUGAAGCUCCCAACAUGAAUCCAGGAACAUAUUACUAUCUUGUUGUCGACAAUCCAGACAAGGGAAUCCAAACGCCGACUCUGAUAGUGAUGACGCCAAAGCCACCAAGCGAUAUCCGAUUCGGUGUCAACAAUGACGAUGAACAAAUCAUUGACUUCAAACCAGCAAUUACUUCUGAACCCAUUAAAGAAUAUACAAUUAGCGUUUGGAAGUCGGAUGAUCCAAGUGUCGUGAAAAAGUUUACGACUCCAGUCGACGUUACAACGGGUGUAGUUGUCGAUGGUCUCGAGCCAGACACCGAGUACAACGUGCAAGUCGCCGCCGAAUUCCUCGAAGGUCAAGAUCUUCCGAGUGAACCGAUCAUCAUCAAAACACCGCCACGUGACGUUUCGUGUGAAUGUGAUCACGCAUGCACUUUUGAGAUCAACGACGAUGACAAACUCAUUCCAAAGUGCUAUUGUCACGAGGGAUUCGUUUUGGCAAGCGAUGGCAAAACGUGCGAACGCGACACUGACACCGCCACGUCGCAAAACAUCUUGCAAGUUACACCGCCCUCAAUCACAACCAAAGAGCCUCAAGAACUCUCAACCGCCAAACCGCGUCAAGCAGUUGUCGGACCAGACGGCAAGCCACUAUUCAAGAACAAGCACGGCAAAGAGGUCGACAGCUCCGGAAAAAUCAUCAAGUUCGACGAUGAUGGAAAACCGGUGGCGCCAAGCGGUGUUCAACUCGACCAGAACGAUAAGGGAGAAUGGAUCUAUCCAUUGGUUGAUAGAUCCGGAAACGUGCUGCCUCUGGAUGAUGAGAAUCAGCCGAUUAUCACUGUUGUCGAUAAAGACGGAAAUCCAAUGACGAAAGAUGACGAGGGCAAAUGGGUCGACCUAAAUGGAAAUGAAAUCAAUUCCGAUGCUCUCGGAAGACCGCUUGAUGAAAGCGGAAAUCCGUAUCUCGUCGACGACCAAGGAAGAUUUGUAGUUCAAGACAUUGAUGGUGCCAUAGAAGAGGAUUAUGAUGAGGAUGAUGGUCAGAGUUUCAUUCCACUGGUAAUUGUCGAUGGCGAUCCAAUCACUGAAGAUAAUGAUGGAACAUUCCGAGAUGCUGAUGGCAAUGAAAUCAAGACGAAUGAAAAGGGUGAGCCAAUCGAUAAUCAAGGAAAACCGCUCCCCAAGAACAAAGAAGGAAAGUUUGUGAUGCCAAAAGCAGUAUCCGCCACAACGCCAACAGUUGUUGACAUCCAUGGCUCACAACUGCCUACCGACGAUUCUGGAGCGAUAAUCGGACACGACGGUUUUCCUCUACCGACUGAUUCCAGUGGAAACCCACUUAAUAUUGAUGGGUCGUCAUUGCCAAGAGAUUCCGAAGGAAGAUUCGUUUUCCCGACUCCUGAAACGGAACAAAGCAUUUUCCCUACAGACGAAACCGGAAAAAUCAUUCGUCCCAUUAAGCUUCCCGAUGGCACGCUUUUGGCAACUGAUUCAAGCCGAAACUAUAUCAACACAGUCGGUGAUAUUGUUCAAAUUGACGACGAAGGAAAUCCAAUGGAUCCGGAUGGACGAAUACUGCCAACCGACAAUACCGAUUCAUACGUGUAUCCAUUCAUUGACAAAAACGGACAAGUAUUGCCAACAGAUGCCAGCGGAAGACCCAUCUAUCUCGUCGUUGACGCGGACGGAAAACAACUUGCCACUGACUCCACUGGUGCAAUUAUAACUGCUGAUGGACAGACUCUCAGCACAGAUUCUAGCGGCAAACCAGUUAAUCAAGAUGGUUCACCACUUCCGACUGAUUCAUCCGGCAAUUUCCUCAUUCUUCCAAAGAACGAUGAAACCAGAGAAGUGACGUUACCAACAGAUGAAGCUGGGAAUAUUAUAUAUCCGAUAAUGAAACCUGACGGAACCCCACUCGCCACUGACUCCUCUGGAAACUUCAUCACUGAUGACGGAACCAUCGUGGAGAAGAACGAAGACAAUCAACCAAUCGGACCAGACGGCCAAGUUCUUCCAACGGAUGCUUCUGGAAACUACAUCUACCCACAUGUUGGUGCUGAUGGUCAAGUUCUUCCAACUGACGGAUCUGGCAAGCCAAUCUACCCAGUUGUGAGCCCAGACGGAACUGAACUUCCAACUGACUCAUCUGGAGCAUAUAUCGGACCAGACGGACGACCAAUUCCAACAGAUUCGAGCGGCAAGCCAGUCAGCGAAGACGGAUCUCCGCUUCCAACUGUCUCAAAAGGCAACUACGUUCUCGUUCCAGCUGGAGAAGAAGGAGUCACCAAGGUGCUUCCAACUGAUGAAUCUGGAAAUGUCAUCUACCCAAUCACCAAGCCCGACGGAACACCACUCGCCACUGACUCCUCUGGAAACUACAUCACUGAUGACGGAACCAUCGUGGAGAAGAACGAAGACAAUAAACCAAUCGGACCAGACGGCCUAGUUCUGCCAACGGAUGCUUCUGGAAACUACAUCUACCCACAUGUUGGUGCUGAUGGUCAAGUUCUUCCAACUGACGGAUCUGGCAAGCCAAUCUACCCAGUUGUGAGCCCAGACGGAACUGAACUUCCAACUGACUCAUCUGGAGCCUACAUCGGACCAGACGGACGACCAAUUCCAACAGAUUCGAGCGGCAAGCCAAUCAGCGAAGACGGAUCUCCGCUUCCAACUGACUCAAAAGGCAACUACGUUCUCGUUCCAGCUGGAGAAGAAGGAGUCACCAAGGUGCUUCCAACUGAUGAAUCUGGAAAUGUCAUCUACCCAAUCACCAAGCCCGACGGAACACCACUCGCCACUGACUCCUCUGGAAAUUUCAUCACUGAUGACGGAACCAUCGUGGAGAAGAACGAAGACAAUCAACCAAUCGGACCAGACGGCCAAGUUCUGCCAACGGAUGCUUCUGGAAACUACAUCUACCCACAUGUUGGUGCUGAUGGUCAAGUUCUUCCAACUGACGGAUCUGGCAAGCCAAUCUACCCAGUUGUGAGCCCAGACGGAACUGAACUUCCAACUGACUCAUCUGGAGCAUACAUCGGACCAGACGGACGGCCAAUUCCAACAGAUUCGAGCGGCAAGCCAAUCAGCGAAGACGGAUCUCCGCUUCCAACUGACUCAAAAGGCAACUACGUUCUCGUUCCAGCUGGAGAAGAAGGAGUCACCAAGGUGCUUCCAACUGAUGAAUCUGGAAAUGUCAUCUACCCAAUCACCAAGCCCGACGGAACACCACUCGCCACUGACUCCUCUGGAAAUUUCAUCACUGAUGACGGAACCAUCGUGGAGAAGAACGAAGACAAUCAACCAAUCGGACCAGACGGCCAAGUUCUGCCAACGGAUGCUUCUGGAAACUACAUCUACCCACAUGUUGGUGCUGAUGGUCAAGUUCUUCCAACUGACGGAUCUGGCAAGCCAAUCUACCCAGUUGUGAGCCCAGACGGAACUGAACUUCCAACUGACUCAUCUGGAGCAUACAUCGGACCAGACGGACGGCCAAUUCCAACAGAUUCGAGCGGCAAGCCAAUCAGCGAAGACGGAUCUCCACUUCCAACUGACUCAAAGGGCAACUACGUUCUCGUUCUAGCUGGAGAAGAAGAAGUCACCAAGGUGCUUCCAACUGAUGAAUCUGGAAAUGUCAUCUACCCAAUCACCAAGCCCGACGGAACACCACUCGCCACUGACUCCUCUGGAAACUUCAUCACUGAUGACGGAACCAUCGUGGAGAAGAACGAAGACAAUCAACCAAUCGGACCAGACGGCCAAGUUCUGCCAACGGAUGCUUCUGGAAACUACAUCUACCCACAUGUUGGUGCUGAUGGUCAAGUUCUUCCAACUGACGGAUCUGGCAAGCCAAUCUACCCAGUUGUGAGCCCAGACGGAACUGAACUUCCAACUGACUCAUCUGGAGCAUACAUCGGACCAGACGGACGGCCAAUUCCAACAGAUUCGAGCGGCAAGCCAAUCAGCGAAGACGGAUCUCCACUUCCAACUGACUCAAAGGGCAACUACGUUCUUGUUCUAGCUGGAGAAGAAGGAGUCACCAAGGUGCUUCCAACUGAUGAAUCUGGAAAUGUCAUCUACCCAAUCACCAAGCCCGACGGAACACCACUCGCCACUGACUCCUCUGGAAACUUCAUCACUGAUGACGGAACCAUCGUGGAGAAGAACGAAGACAAUCAACCAAUCGGACCAGACGGCCAAGUUCUGCCAACGGAUGCUUCUGGAAACUACAUCUACCCACAUGUUGGUGCUGAUGGUCAAGUUCUUCCAACUGACGGAUCUGGCAAGCCAAUCUACCCAGUUGUGAGCCCAGACGGAACUGAACUUCCAACUGACUCAUCUGGAGCAUACAUCGGACCAGACGGACGGCCAAUUCCAACAGAUUCGAGCGGCAAGCCAAUCAGCGAAGACGGAUCUCCACUUCCAACUGACUCAAAGGGCAACUACGUUCUCGUUCUAGCUGGAGAAGAAGAAGUCACCAAGGUGCUUCCAACUGAUGAAUCUGGAAAUGUCAUCUACCCAAUCACCAAGCCCGACGGAACACCACUCGCCACUGACUCCUCUGGAAACUUCAUCACUGAUGACGGAACCAUCGUGGAGAAGAACGAAGACAAUCAACCAAUCGGACCAGACGGCCAAGUUCUGCCAACGGAUGCUUCUGGAAACUACAUCUACCCACAUGUUGGUGCUGAUGGUCAAGUUCUUCCAACUGACGGAUCUGGCAAGCCAAUCUACCCAGUUGUGAGCCCAGACGGAACUGAACUUCCAACUGACUCAUCUGGAGCAUACAUCGGACCAGACGGACGGCCAAUUCCAACAGAUUCGAGCGGCAAGCCAAUCAGCGAAGACGGAUCUCCACUUCCAACUGACUCAAAGGGCAACUACGUUCUCGUUCCAGCUGGAGAAGAAGGAGUCACCAAGGUGCUUCCAACUGAUGAAUCUGGAAAUGUCAUCUACCCAAUCACCAAGCCCGACGGAACACCACUCGCCACUGACUCCUCUGGAAACUUCAUCACUGAUGACGGAACCAUCGUGGAGAAGAACGAAGACAAUCAACCAAUCGGACCAGACGGCCAAGUUCUGCCAACGGAUGCUUCUGGAAACUACAUCUACCCACAUGUUGGUGCUGAUGGUCAAGUUCUUCCAACUGACGGAUCUGGCAAGCCAAUCUACCCAGUUGUGAGCCCAGACGGAACUGAACUUCCAACUGACUCAUCUGGAGCAUACAUCGGACCAGACGGACGGCCAAUUCCAACAGAUUCGAGCGGCAAGCCAAUCAGCGAAGACGGAUCUCCACUUCCAACUGACUCAAAGGGCAACUACGUUCUCGUUCCAGCUGGAGAAGAAGGAGUCACCAAGGUGCUUCCAACUGAUGAAUCUGGAAAUGUCAUCUACCCAAUCACCAAGCCCGACGGAACACCACUCGCCACUGACUCCUCUGGAAACUUCAUCACUGAUGACGGAACCAUCGUGGAGAAGAACGAAGACAAUCAACCAAUCGGACCAGACGGCCAAGUUCUGCCAACGGAUGCUUCUGGAAACUACAUCUACCCACAUGUUGGUGCUGAUGGUCAAGUUCUUCCAACUGACGGAUCUGGCAAGCCAAUCUACCCAGUUGUGAGCCCAGACGGAACUGAACUUCCAACUGACUCAUCUGGAGCAUACAUCGGACCAGACGGACGACCAAUUCCAACAGAUUCGAGCGGCAAGCCAAUCAGCGAAGACGGAUCUCCACUUCCAACUGACUCAAAGGGCAACUACGUUCUCGUUCCAGCUGGAGAAGAAGGAGUCACCAAGGUGCUUCCAACUGAUGAAUCUGGAAAUGUCAUCUACCCAAUCACCAAGCCCGACGGAACACCACUCGCCACUGACUCCUCUGGAAACUUCAUCACUGAUGACGGAACCAUCGUGGAGAAGAACGAAGACAAUCAACCAAUCGGACCAGACGGCCAAGUUCUGCCAACGGAUGCUUCUGGAAACUACAUCUACCCACAUGUUGGUGCUGAUGGUCAAGUUCUUCCAACUGACGGAUCUGGCAAGCCAAUCUACCCAGUUGUGAGCCCAGACGGAACUGAACUUCCAACUGACUCAUCUGGAGCAUACAUCGGACCAGACGGACGACCAAUUCCGACAGAUUCGAGCGGCAAGCCAAUCAGCGAAGACGGAUCUCCACUUCCAACUGACUCAAAGGGCAACUACGUUCUCGUUCCAGCUGGAGAAGAAGGAGUCACCAAGGUGCUUCCAACUGAUGAAUCUGGAAAUGUCAUCUACCCAAUCACCAAGCCCGACGGAACACCACUCGCCACUGACUCCUCUGGAAACUUCAUCACUGAUGACGGAACCAUCGUGGAGAAGAACGAAGACAAUCAACCAAUCGGACCAGACGGCCAAGUUCUGCCAACGGAUGCUUCUGGAAACUACAUCUACCCACAUGUUGGUGCUGAUGGUCAAGUUCUUCCAACUGACGGAUCUGGCAAGCCAAUCUACCCAGUUGUGAGCCCAGACGGAACUGAACUUCCAACUGACUCAUCUGGAGCAUACAUCGGACCAGACGGACGGCCAAUUCCAACAGAUUCGAGCGGCAAGCCAAUCAGCGAAGACGGAUCUCCACUUCCAACUGACUCAAAGGGCAACUACGUUCUCGUUCCAGCUGGAGAAGAAGGAGUCACCAAGGUGCUUCCAACUGAUGAAUCUGGAAAUGUCAUCUACCCAAUCACCAAGCCCGACGGAACACCACUCGCCACUGACUCCUCUGGAAACUUCAUCACUGAUGACGGAACCAUCGUGGAGAAGAACGAAGACAAUCAACCAAUCGGACCAGACGGCCAAGUUCUGCCAACGGAUGCUUCUGGAAACUACAUCUACCCACAUGUUGGUGCUGAUGGUCAAGUUCUUCCAACUGACGGAUCUGGCAAGCCAAUCUACCCAGUUGUGAGCCCAGACGGAACUGAACUUCCAACUGACUCAUCUGGAGCAUACAUCGGACCAGACGGACGACCAAUUCCGACAGAUUCGAGCGGCAAGCCAAUCAGCGAAGACGGAUCUCCACUUCCAACUGACUCAAAGGGCAACUACGUUCUCGUUCCAGCUGGAGAAGAAGGAGUCACCAAGGUGCUUCCAACUGAUGAAUCUGGAAAUGUCAUCUACCCAAUCACCAAGCCCGACGGAACACCACUCGCCACUGACUCCUCUGGAAACUUCAUCACUGAUGACGGAACCAUCGUGGAGAAGAACGAAGACAAUCAACCAAUCGGACCAGAGCCUCUUAAAAAGAACGAAGACAAUCAACCAAUCGGACCAGACGGCCAAGUUCUGCCAACGGAUGCUUCUGGAAACUACAUCUACCCACAUGUUGGUGCUGAUGGUCAAGUUCUUCCAACUGACGAAUCUGGCAAGCCAAUCUACCCAGUUGUGAGCCCAGAUGGAACUGAACUUCCAACUGACUCAUCUGGAGCAUACAUCGGACCAGACGGACGACCAAUUCCAACAGAUUCGAGCGGCAAGCCAGUCAGCGAAGACGGAUCUCCACUUCCAACGGACUCAAAGGGCAAUUACGUUCUCGUUCCAGCUGGAGAAGAAGGAGUCACCAAGGUGCUUCCGACUGAUGAAUCUGGAAAUGUCAUCUACCCAAUCACCAAGCCCGACGGAACACCACUCGCCACUGACUCUUCUGGAAACUUCAUCACUGAUGACGGAACCAUCGUGGAGAAGAACGAAGACAAUCAACCAAUCGGACCAGACGGCCAAGUUCUGCCAACGGAUGCUUCUGGAAACUACAUCUACCCACAUGUUGGUGCUGAUGGUCAAGUUCUUCCAACUGACGGAUCUGGCAAGCCAAUCUACCCAGUUGUGAGCCCAGACGGAACUGAACUUCCAACUGACUCAUCUGGAGCAUACAUCGGACCAGACGGACGACCAAUUCCAACAGAUUCGAGCGGCAAGCCAAUCAGCGAAGACGGAUCUCCACUUCCAACUGACUCAAAGGGCAACUACGUAGUUUUGCCAACCGCUUCCAUAGAUGAAAUAAUACGUAGCCCGGAAGAACCAAACUGUGAUAGCGUUGGCGGAAAGAUCAACACUUUACUGAUCGUUGUCGAAGCAUCACAUGCCGCUGAACCGUACUUGGAAAAAGUUAAACGCGUUCUAAAAGAUUUCCUUUUGAAAACACCAAAAGAUUAUCUUCCGGAAAUAGGAAAAAUUAUCUACAGUGCAACUGCUGAAGUAACUAUCGAUAUUGGAAGUUACUCUGGUUUUAAUGAAUUAUACCGUUCAAUGGACGAAAUACGUGAAAUCGGCGGAAUCCCAGAUGCACCAAACGCUCUAAAAACUGCAGAGAUGAUAUUGAAAGAAACGGAUCGUGGAAACACAGUAGUUCUUCAUUUUGUUGCAUCUCCAAUGAGAAAAAAUAGCCAAGAAGUCAUAGAACGCAUCCGCCAAGCUCCAAACACACGUCUAAUUCAUAUUGAUUUGAACAAAUGGGACAAUGAGCCAGAACGGGCAGAAAUGAUUCGCAGUUAUGUCUGCGUUCCACCUGAGGUGCCUGCACCAUCCGUAAUGCCAACAGAUUCGGACGGAAACUUUAUAGAAAAUAUAGAGUCUGAAGACGAAACUAGUAUUAUACCACCGACUGACGAAUCUGGAAAUGUCAUCUACCCAAUCACCAAGCCCGACGGAACACCACUCGCCACUGACUCCUCUGGAAACUUCAUCACUGAUGACGGAACCAUCGUGGAGAAGAACGAAGACAAUCAACCAAUCGGACCAGACGGCCAAGUUCUGCCAACGGAUGCUUCUGGAAACUACAUCUACCCGCAUGUUGGUGCUGAUGGUCAAGUUCUUCCAACCGACGGAUCUGGCAAGCCAAUCUACCCAGUUGUGAGCCCAGACGGAACUGAACUUCCAACUGACUCAUCUGGAGCAUACAUCGGACCAGACGGACGACCUAUUCCAACAGAUUCGAGCGGCAAGCCAGUCAGCGAAGACGGAUCUCCACUUCCAACUGACUCAAAGGGCAACUACGUUCUCGUUCCAGCUGGAGAAGAAGGAGUCACCAAGGUGCUUCCAACUGAUGAAUCUGGAAAUGUCAUCUACCCAAUCACCAAGCCCGACGGAUCCCCACUCGCCACUGACUCGUCUGGAAACUUCAUCACUGAUGACGGAACCAUCGUGGAGAAGAACGAAGACAAUCAACCAAUCGGACCAGACGGCCAAGUUCUGCCAACGGAUGAUUCUGGAAACUACAUCUACCCACACGUUGGUGCUGAUGGUCAAGUUCUUCCAACUGACGGAUCUGGCAAGCCAAUCUACCCAGUUGUGAGCCCAGACGGAACUGAACUUCCAACUGACUCAUCUGGAGCAUACAUCGGACCAGACGGACGACCAAUUCCAACAGAUUCGAGCGGCAAGCCAAUCAGCGAAGACGGAUCUCCACUUCCAACUGACUCAAAGGGCAACUACGUUCUCGUUCCAGCUGGAGAAGAAGGAGUCACCAAAGUGCUUCCAACUGAUGAAUCUGGUAAUGUCAUCUACCCAAUCACCAAGCCCGACGGAUCCCCACUCGCCACUGACUCGUCUGGAAACUUCAUCACUGAUGACGGAACCAUCGUGGAGAAGAACGAAGACAAUCAACCAAUCGGACCAGACGGCCAAGUUCUGCCAACGGAUGAUUCUGGAAACUACAUCUACCCACACGUUGGUGCUGAUGGUCAAGUUCUUCCAACUGACGGAUCUGGCAAGCCAAUCUACCCAGUUGUGAGCCCAGACGGAACUGAACUUCCAACUGACUCAUCUGGAGCAUACAUCGGACCAGACGGACGACCAAUUCCAACAGAUUCGAGCGGCAAGCCAGUCAGCGAAGACGGAUCUCCGCUUCCAACUGACUCAAAGGGCAACUACGUUCUCGUUCCAGCUGGAGAAGAAGGAGUCACCAAGGUGCUUCCAACUGAUGAAUCUGGAAAUGUCAUCUACCCAAUCACCAAGCCCGACGGAUCCCCACUCGCCACUGACUCGUCUGGAAACUUCAUCACUGAUGACGGAACCAUCGUGGAGAAGAACGAAGACAAUCAACCAAUCGGACCAGACGGCCAAGUUCUGCCAACGGAUGAUUCUGGAAACUACAUCUACCCACACGUUGGUGCUGAUGGUCAAGUUCUUCCAACUGACGGAUCUGGCAAGCCAAUCUACCCAGUUGUGAGCCCAGACGGAACUGAACUUCCAACUGACUCAUCUGGAGCAUACAUCGGACCAGACGGACGACCAAUUCCAACAGAUUCGAGCGGCAAGCCAAUCAGCGAAGACGGAUCUCCACUUCCAACUGACUCAAAGGGCAACUACGUUCUCGUUCCAGCUGGAGAAGAAGGAGUCACCAAAGUGCUUCCAACUGAUGAAUCUGGUAAUGUCAUCUACCCAAUCACCAAGCCCGACGGAUCCCCACUCGCCACUGACUCGUCUGGAAACUUCAUCACUGAUGACGGAACCAUCGUGGAGAAGAACGAAGACAAUCAACCAAUCGGACCAGACGGCCAAGUUCUGCCAACGGAUGAUUCUGGAAACUACAUCUACCCACACGUUGGUGCUGAUGGUCAAGUUCUUCCAACUGACGGAUCUGGCAAGCCAAUCUACCCAGUUGUGAGCCCAGACGGAACUGAACUUCCAACUGACUCAUCUGGAGCAUACAUCGGACCAGACGGACGACCAAUUCCAACAGAUUCGAGCGGCAAGCCAAUCAGCGAAGACGGAUCUCCACUUCCAACUGACUCAAAGGGCAACUACGUUCUCGUUCCAGCUGGAGAAGAAGGAGUCACCAAAGUGCUUCCAACUGAUGAAUCUGGUAAUGUCAUCUACCCAAUCACCAAGCCCGACGGAUCCCCACUCGCCACUGACUCGUCUGGAAACUUCAUCACUGAUGACGGAACCAUCGUGGAGAAGAACGAAGACAAUCAACCAAUCGGACCAGACGGCCAAGUUCUGCCAACGGAUGAUUCUGGAAACUACAUCUACCCACACGUUGGUGCUGAUGGUCAUGUUCUUCCAACUGACGGAUCUGGCAAGCCAAUCUACCCAGUUGUGAGCCCAGACGGAACUGAACUUCCAACUGACUCAUCUGGAGCAUACAUCGGACCAGACGGACGACCAAUUCCAACAGAUUCGAGCGGCAAGCCAAUCAGCGAAGACGGAUCUCCACUUCCAACUGACUCAAAGGGCAACUACGUUCUCGUUCCAGCUGGAGAAGAAGGAGUCACCAAAGUGCUUCCAACUGAUGAAUCUGGAAAUGUCAUCUACCCAAUCACCAAGCCCGACGGAUCCCCACUCGCCACUGACUCGUCUGGAAACUUCAUCACUGAUGACGGAACCAUCGUGGAGAAGAACGAAGACAAUCAACCAAUCGGACCAGACGGCCAAGUUCUGCCAACGGAUGAUUCUGGAAACUACAUCUACCCACACGUUGGUGCUGAUGGUCAAGUUCUUCCAACUGACGGAUCUGGCAAGCCAAUCUACCCAGUUGUGAGCCCAGACGGAACUGAACUUCCAACUGACUCAUCUGGAGCAUACAUCGGACCAGACGGACGACCAAUUCCAACAGAUUCGAGCGGCAAGCCAAUCAGCGAAGACGGAUCUCCACUUCCAACUGACUCAAAGGGCAACUACGUUCUCGUUCCAGCUGGAGAAGAAGGAGUCACCAAAGUGCUUCCAACUGAUGAAUCUGGAAAUGUCAUCUACCCAAUCACCAAGCCCGACGGAUCCCCACUCGCCACUGACUCGUCUGGAAACUUCAUCACUGAUGACGGAACCAUCGUGGAGAAGAACGAAGACAAUCAACCAAUCGGACCAGACGGCCAAGUUCUGCCAACGGAUGAUUCUGGAAACUACAUCUACCCACACGUUGGUGCUGAUGGUCAAGUUCUUCCAACUGACGGAUCUGGCAAGCCAAUCUACCCAGUUGUGAGCCCAGAUGGAACUGAACUUCCAACUGACUCAUCUGGAGCAUACAUCGGACCAGACGGACGACCAAUUCCAACAGAUUCGAGCGGCAAGCCAGUCAGCGAAGACGGAUCUCCGCUUCCAACUGACUCAAAGGGCAACUACGUUCUCGUUCCAGCUGGAGAAGAAGGAGUCACCAAGGUGCUUCCAACUGAUGAAUCUGGAAAUGUCAUCUACCCAAUCACCAAGCCCGACGGAUCCCCACUCGCCACUGACUCGUCUGGAAACUUCAUCACUGAUGACGGAACCAUCGUGGAGAAGAACGAAGACAAUCAACCAAUCGGACCAGACGGCCAAGUUCUGCCAACGGAUGAUUCUGGAAACUACAUCUACCCACACGUUGGUGCUGAUGGUCAAGUUCUUCCAACUGACGGAUCUGGCAAGCCAAUCUACCCAGUUGUGAGCCCAGACGGAACUGAACUUCCAACUGACUCAUCUGGAGCAUACAUCGGACCAGACGGACGACCAAUUCCAACAGAUUCGAGCGGCAAGCCAAUCAGCGAAGACGGAUCUCCACUUCCAACUGACUCAAAGGGCAACUACGUUCUCGUUCCAGCUGGAGAAGAAGGAGUCACCAAAGUGCUUCCAACUGAUGAAUCUGGAAAUGUCAUCUACCCAAUCACCAAGCCCGACGGAUCCCCACUCGCCACUGACUCGUCUGGAAACUUCAUCACUGAUGACGGAACCAUCGUGGAGAAGAACGAAGACAAUCAACCAAUCGGACCAGACGGCCAAGUUCUUCCAACGGAUGAUUCUGGAAACUACAUCUACCCACACGUUGGUGCUGAUGGUCAAGUUCUUCCAACUGACGGAUCUGGCAAGCCAAUCUACCCAGUUGUGAGCCCAGAUGGAACUGAACUUCCAACUGACUCAUCUGGAGCAUACAUCGGACCAGACGGACGACCAAUUCCAACAGAUUCGAGCGGCAAGCCAGUCAGCGAAGACGGAUCUCCGCUUCCAACUGACUCAAAGGGCAACUACGUUCUCGUUCCAGCUGGAGAAGAAGGAGUCACCAAGGUGCUUCCAACUGAUGAAUCUGGAAAUGUCAUCUACCCAAUCACCAAGCCCGACGGAUCCCCACUCGCCACUGACUCGUCUGGAAACUUCAUCACUGAUGACGGAACCAUCGUGGAGAAGAACGAAGACAAUCAACCAAUCGGACCAGACGGCCAAGUUCUGCCAACGGAUGAUUCUGGAAACUACAUCUACCCACACGUUGGUGCUGAUGGUCAAGUUCUUCCAACUGACGGAUCUGGCAAGCCAAUCUACCCAGUUGUGAGCCCAGACGGAACUGAACUUCCAACUGACUCAUCUGGAGCAUACAUCGGACCAGACGGACGACCAAUUCCAACAGAUUCGAGCGGCAAGCCAAUCAGCGAAGACGGAUCUCCACUUCCAACUGACUCAAAGGGCAACUACGUUCUCGUUCCAGCUGGAGAAGAAGGAGUCACCAAAGUGCUUCCAACUGAUGAAUCUGGAAAUGUCAUCUACCCAAUCACCAAGCCCGACGGAUCCCCACUCGCCACUGACUCGUCUGGAAACUUCAUCACUGAUGACGGAACCAUCGUGGAGAAGAACGAAGACAAUCAACCAAUCGGACCAGACGGCCAAGUUCUGCCAACGGAUGAUUCUGGAAACUACAUCUACCCACACGUUGGUGCUGAUGGUCAAGUUCUUCCAACUGACGGAUCUGGCAAGCCAAUCUACCCAGUUGUGAGCCCAGACGGAACUGAACUUCCAACUGACUCAUCUGGAGCAUACAUCGGACCAGACGGACGACCAAUUCCAACAGAUUCGAGCGGCAAGCCAAUCAGCGAAGACGGAUCUCCACUUCCAACUGACUCAAAGGGCAACUACGUUCUCGUUCCAGCUGGAGAAGAAGGAGUCACCAAAGUGCUUCCAACUGAUGAAUCUGGAAAUGUCAUCUACCCAAUCACCAAGCCCGACGGAUCCCCACUCGCCACUGACUCGUCUGGAAACUUCAUCACUGAUGACGGAACCAUCGUGGAGAAGAACGAAGACAAUCAACCAAUCGGACCAGACGGCCAAGUUCUGCCAACGGAUGAUUCUGGAAACUACAUCUACCCACACGUUGGUGCUGAUGGUCAAGUUCUUCCAACUGACGGAUCUGGCAAGCCAAUCUACCCAGUUGUGAGCCCAGAUGGAACUGAACUUCCAACUGACUCAUCUGGAGCAUACAUCGGACCAGACGGACGACCAAUUCCAACAGAUUCGAGCGGCAAGCCAGUCAGCGAAGACGGAUCUCCGCUUCCAACUGACUCAAAGGGCAACUACGUUCUCGUUCCAGCUGGAGAAGAAGGAGUCACCAAGGUGCUUCCAACUGAUGAAUCUGGAAAUGUCAUCUACCCAAUCACCAAGCCCGACGGAUCCCCACUCGCCACUGACUCGUCUGGAAACUUCAUCACUGAUGACGGAACCAUCGUGGAGAAGAACGAAGACAAUCAAUCAAUCGGACCAGACGGCCAAGUUCUGCCAACUGAUGCUUCUGGAAACUACAUCUAUCCAGAAACAAGCGUAAAUGUUUCACCAAAAUGUAGUUUAUCAUCAUCAUUGGUCGAUACUAUUUUCGUUUUUGUCAACUCGGAAAACACCGAAUCUGAUUUUGACAAAUUCAAACAAUUGGUUGUCGAGUAUACACGCGUCAUCGAUAUGUCCCCUGAUGUACACCGCAUCGCCGUAUUAGCAGUUGCUGAUUUUGUGUCAGUACCGCUUUCGUUGGGUGGCUAUCAAGAACGAGAACAUUUAUCAGCAAUUUUGAAAUCAUACCAGCUGCCAGUCGCACAAUCUAGCGAUAUGGUGUCGUAUGUGGAAGCGGCCAAUCAACAGUUUAACUCAUUUCCAAGAGUUUCGGCUGGUAAAGUUGUUAUUGUUAUUAAGCCUAUUGCUGAAGAAAACAAGAUAAUCAGAGGAAUUCUUUACGUGACAUCAAAGGUCUCGUCACCCUUAUCCGUCAUCCGGACGAAGAUCGAAAAAGAAUGCGAGCGUGGAAGAUAUGUUUUACCUCCAGAUCAAACCAAACUCGCACUUCAAGACAUUCCAGCGACGCAAGCCUCUUCGAUACCAGUCAUAUUGGACCAAAGUGGAAAGCCAUUACCCACAGAUUCAUCAGGAAACUACUUGGACAAUAACGGAAAUAUUAUCGAAAUUGAAGGAAAUGAACCGAAGUUCCCACAAGGAGCAGAUAAAAAGCAAAAUGAAAAAGGUGAAUGGAUAUACCCAUUGGUCGACGCACUUGGAAGACCAUUGACAACCGAUGAGAAUGAUAAACCAAUAAUCACCGUGAUAGACAACAAAGGAAAUGAAUUCAAACAAAACGAAGAUGGAAAUUGGAUUAACUUAUCCGGAAACAACGUUGACACUGAUGAACUUGGAAGACCGCUAGAUAAAAACGGGCAGCCAUACAAGGUAGACGAAUCUGGAAAAUUUGUGGUAGCAGAUAAAGAUGGAGCUGACGAGGAAGAAUCAGAAGAAUCCGAACAGCCCAUAAUUCCACUGGUAACAAUUGAUGGUGACCCGAUUAUUGAAGAAGAUGGUCUUUUCAAAGAUUCCGAAGGGAAUAUUUAUCCGACUAAUAAACAGGGGCAACCAAUCGACGAGAAAGGACAACCGUUGCCAAAAAACAAGGAAGGACAGUUCAUCAAACCAAAAACGCUGCAGCCAACAACAGCUACUAUUGUGUCACCUGAUGGCUCACCUAUGCCAACAGACAACGCUGGAUCAAUAAUAGGGCCCGAUGGAAAAGUGAUUGCGACCGAUUCUUCCGGACACCCGCUGAAGGAAGAUGGAACACCACUUGCAACUGAUAACUUGGGUAGAUAUGUUGUCGAACCUCAUGUGCCUGAAACGGCUACUGCAUUACCAACAGAUGAAUCUGGAAAUGUCAUCUACCCAAUCACCAAGCCCGACGGAUCUCCACUCGCCACUGACUCCUCUGGAAACUUCAUCACUGAUGACGGAACCAUCGUGGAGAAGAACGAAGACAAUCAACCAAUCGGACCAGACGGCCAAGUUCUGCCAACGGAUGCUUCUGGAAACUACAUCUACCCACAUGUUGGUGCUGAUGGUCAAGUUCUUCCAACUGACGGAUCUGGCAAGCCAAUCUACCCAGUUGUGAGCCCAGACGGAACUGAACUUCCAACUGACUCAUCUGGAGCCUACAUCGGACCAGACGGACGACCAAUUCCAACAGAUUCGAGCGGCAAGCCAAUCAGCGAAGACGGAUCUCCACUUCCAACUGACUCAAAGGGCAACUACGUUCUCGUUCCAGCUGGAGAAGAAGGAGUCACCAAAGUGCUUCCAACUGAUGAAUCUGGAAAUGUCAUCUACCCAAUCACCAAGCCCGAUGGAUCCCCACUCGCCACUGACUCCUCUGGAAACUUCAUCACUGAUGACGGAACCAUCGUGGAGAAGAACGAAGACAAUCAACCAAUCGGACCAGACGGCCAAGUUCUGCCAACGGAUGCUUCUGGAAACUACAUCUACCCACAUGUUGGUGCUGAUGGUCAAGUUCUUCCAACUGACGGAUCUGGCAAGCCAAUCUACCCAGUUGUGAGCCCAGACGGAACUGAACUUCCAACUGACUCAUCUGGAGCAUACAUCGGACCAGACGGACGACCAAUUCCAACAGAUUCGAGCGGCAAGCCAAUCAGCGAAGACGGAUCUCCACUUCCAACUGACUCAAAGGGCAACUACGUUCUCGUUCCAGCUGAAGAAGAAGGAGUCACCAAAGUGCUUCCAACUGAUGAAUCUGGAAAUGUCAUCUACCCAAUCACCAAGCCAGACGGAUCCCCACUCGCCACUGACUCCUCUGGAAUCUUCAUCACUGAUGACGGAACCAUCGUGGAGAAGAACGAAGACAAUCAACCAAUCGGACCAGACGGCCAAGUUCUGCCAACGGAUGCUUCUGGAAACUACAUCUACCCACAUGUUGGUGCUGAUGGUCAAGUUCUUCCAACUGACGGAUCUGGCAAGCCAAUCUACCCAGUUGUGAGCCCAGACGGAACUGAACUUCCAACUGACUCAUCUGGAGCAUACAUCGGACCAGACGGACGACCAAUUCCGACAGAUUCGAGCGGCAAGCCAAUCAGCGAAGAUGGAUCUCCACUUCCAACUGACUCAAAGGGCAACUACGUUCUCGUUCCAGCUGGAGAAGAAGGAGUCACCAAAGUGCUUCCAACUGAUGAAUCUGGAAAUGUCAUCUACCCAAUCACCAAGCCAGACGGAUCCCCACUCGCCACUGACUCCUCUGGAAACUUCAUCACUGAUGACGGAACCAUCGUGGAGAAGAACGAAGACAAUCAACCAAUCGGACCAGACGGCCAAGUUCUGCCAACGGAUGCUUCUGGAAACUACAUCUACCCACAUGUUGGUGCUGACGGUCAAGUUCUUCCAACUGACGGAUCUGGCAAGCCAAUCUACCCAGUUGUGAGCCCAGACGGAACUGAACUUCCAACUGACUCAUCUGGAGCCUACAUCGGACCAGACGGACGACCAAUUCCAACAGAUUCGAGCGGCAAGCCAAUCAGCGAAGACGGAUCUCCACUUCCAACUGACUCAAAGGGCAACUACGUUCUCGUUCCAGCUGGAGAAGAAGGAGUCACCAAAGUGCUUCCAACUGAUGAAUCUGGAAAUGUCAUCUACCCAAUCACCAAGCCCGACGGAUCCCCACUCGCCACUGACUCCUCUGGAUACUUCAUCACUGAUGACGGAACCAUCGUGGAGAAGAACGAAGACAAUCAACCAAUCGGACCAGACGGCCAAGUUCUGCCAACGGAUGCUUCUGGAAACUACAUCUACCCACAUGUUGGUGCUGAUGGUCAAGUUCUUCCAACUGACGGAUCUGGCAAGCCAAUCUACCCAGUUGUGAGCCCAGACGGAACUGAACUUCCAACUGACUCAUCUGGAGCAUACAUCGGACCAGACGGACGACCAAUUCCGACAGAUUCGAGCGGCAAGCCAAUCAGCGAAGACGGAUCUCCACUUCCAACUGACUCAAAGGGCAACUACGUUCUCGUUCCAGCUGGAGAAGAAGGAGUCACCAAAGUGCUUCCAACUGAUGAAUCUGGAAAUGUCAUCUACCCAAUCACCAAGCCAGACGGAUCCCCACUCGCCACUGACUCCUCUGGAAACUUCAUCACUGAUGACGGAACCAUCGUGGAGAAGAACGAAGACAAUCAACCAAUCGGACCAGACGGCCAAGUUCUGCCAACGGAUGCUUCUGGAAACUACAUCUACCCACAUGUUGGUGCUGACGGUCAAGUUCUUCCAACUGACGGAUCUGGCAAGCCAAUCUACCCAGUUGUGAGCCCAGACGGAACUGAACUUCCAACUGACUCAUCUGGAGCCUACAUCGGACCAGACGGACGACCAAUUCCAACAGAUUCGAGCGGCAAGCCAAUCAGCGAAGACGGAUCUCCACUUCCAACUGACUCAAAGGGCAACUACGUUCUCGUUCCAGCUGGAGAAGAAGGAGUCACCAAAGUGCUUCCAACUGAUGAAUCUGGAAAUGUCAUCUACCCAAUCACCAAGCCCGACGGAUCCCCACUCGCCACUGACUCCUCUGGAAACUUCAUCACUGAUGACGGAACCAUCGUGGAGAAGAACGAAGACAAUCAACCAAUCGGACCAGACGGCCAAGUUCUGCCAACGGAUGCUUCUGGAAACUACAUCUACCCACAUGUUGGUGCUGAUGGUCAAGUUCUUCCAACUGACGGAUCUGGCAAGCCAAUCUACCCAGUUGUGAGCCCAGACGGAACUGAACUUCCAACUGACUCAUCUGGAGCAUACAUCGGACCAGACGGACGACCAAUUCCGACAGAUUCGAGCGGCAAGCCAAUCAGCGAAGACGGAUCUCCACUUCCAACUGACUCAAAGGGCAACUACGUUCUCGUUCCAGCUGGAGAAGAAGGAGUCACCAAAGUGCUUCCAACUGAUGAAUCUGGAAAUGUCAUCUACCCAAUCACCAAGCCCGACGGAUCCCCACUCGCCACUGACUCCUCUGGAAACUUCAUCACUGAUGACGGAACCAUCGUGGAGAAGAACGAAGACAAUCAACCAAUCGGACCAGACGGCCAAGUUCUGCCAACGGAUGCUUCUGGAAACUACAUCUACCCACAUGUUGGUGCUGAUGGUCAAGUUCUUCCAACUGACGGAUCUGGCAAGCCAAUCUACCCAGUUGUGAGCCCAGACGGAACUGAACUUCCAACUGACUCAUCUGGAGCAUACAUCGGACCAGACGGACGACCAAUUCCGACAGAUUCGAGCGGCAAGCCAAUCAGCGAAGAUGGAUCUCCACUUCCAACUGACUCAAAGGGCAACUACGUUCUCGUUCCAGCUGGAGAAGAAGGAGUCACCAAAGUGCUUCCAACUGAUGAAUCUGGAAAUGUCAUCUACCCAAUCACCAAGCCAGACGGAUCCCCACUCGCCACUGACUCCUCUGGAAACUUCAUCACUGAUGACGGAACCAUCGUGGAGAAGAACGAAGACAAUCAACCAAUCGGACCAGACGGCCAAGUUCUGCCAACGGAUGCUUCUGGAAACUACAUCUACCCACAUGUUGGUGCUGACGGUCAAGUUCUUCCAACUGACGGAUCUGGCAAGCCAAUCUACCCAGUUGUGAGCCCAGACGGAACUGAACUUCCAACUGACUCAUCUGGAGCCUACAUCGGACCAGACGGACGACCAAUUCCAACAGAUUCGAGCGGCAAGCCAAUCAGCGAAGACGGAUCUCCACUUCCAACUGACUCAAAGGGCAACUACGUUCUCGUUCCAGCUGGAGAAGAAGGAGUCACCAAAGUGCUUCCAACUGAUGAAUCUGGAAAUGUCAUCUACCCAAUCACCAAGCCCGACGGAUCCCCACUCGCCACUGACUCCUCUGGAAACUUCAUCACUGAUGACGGAACCAUCGUGGAGAAGAACGAAGACAAUCAACCAAUCGGACCAGACGGCCAAGUUCUGCCAACGGAUGCUUCUGGAAACUACAUCUACCCACAUGUUGGUGCUGAUGGUCAAGUUCUUCCAACUGACGGAUCUGGCAAGCCAAUCUACCCAGUUGUGAGCCCAGACGGAACUGAACUUCCAACUGACUCAUCUGGAGCAUACAUCGGACCAGACGGACGACCAAUUCCGACAGAUUCGAGCGGCAAGCCAAUCAGCGAAGACGGAUCUCCACUUCCAACUGACUCAAAGGGCAACUACGUUCUCGUUCCAGCUGGAGAAGAAGGAGUCACCAAACCAGACGGAUCCCCACUCGCCACUGACUCCUCUGGAAACUUCAUCACUGAUGACGGAACCAUCGUGGAGAAGAACGAAGACAAUCAACCAAUCGGACCAGACGGCCAAGUUCUGCCAACGGAUGCUUCUGGAAACUACAUCUACCCACAUGUUGGUGCUGACGGUCAAGUUCUUCCAACUGACGGAUCUGGCAAGCCAAUCUACCCAGUUGUGAGCCCAGACGGAACUGAACUUCCAACUGACUCAUCUGGAGCCUACAUCGGACCAGACGGACGACCAAUUCCAACAGAUUCGAGCGGCAAGCCAAUCAGCGAAGACGGAUCUCCACUUCCAACUGACUCAAAGGGCAACUACGUUCUCGUUCCAGCUGGAGAAGAAGGAGUCACCAAAGUGCUUCCAACUGAUGAAUCUGGAAAUGUCAUCUACCCAAUCACCAAGCCCGACGGAUCCCCACUCGCCACUGACUCCUCUGGAAACUUCAUCACUGAUGACGGAACCAUCGUGGAGAAGAACGAAGACAAUCAACCAAUCGGACCAGACGGCCAAGUUCUGCCAACGGAUGCUUCUGGAAACUACAUCUACCCACAUGUUGGUGCUGAUGGUCAAGUUCUUCCAACUGACGGAUCUGGCAAGCCAAUCUACCCAGUUGUGAGCCCAGACGGAACUGAACUUCCAACUGACUCAUCUGGAGCAUACAUCGGACCAGACGGACGACCAAUUCCGACAGAUUCGAGCGGCAAGCCAAUCAGCGAAGACGGAUCUCCACUUCCAACUGACUCAAAGGGCAACUACGUUCUCGUUCCAGCUGGAGAAGAAGGAGUCACCAAAGUGCUUCCAACUGAUGAAUCUGGAAAUGUCAUCUACCCAAUCACCAAGCCCGACGGAUCCCCACUCGCCACUGACUCCUCUGGAAACUUCAUCACUGAUGACGGAACCAUCGUGGAGAAGAACGAAGACAAUCAACCAAUCGGACCAGACGGCCAAGUUCUGCCAACGGAUGCUUCUGGAAACUACAUCUACCCACAUGUUGGUGCUGAUGGUCAAGUUCUUCCAACUGACGGAUCUGGCAAGCCAAUCUACCCAGUUGUGAGCCCAGACGGAACUGAACUUCCAACUGACUCAUCUGGAGCAUACAUCGGACCAGACGGACGACCAAUUCCGACAGAUUCGAGCGGCAAGCCAAUCAGCGAAGACGGAUCUCCACUUCCAACUGACUCAAAGGGCAACUACGUUCUCGUUCCAGCUGGAGAAGAAGGAGUCACCAAAGUGCUUCCAACUGAUGAAUCUGGAAAUGUCAUCUACCCAAUCACCAAGCCAGACGGAUCCCCACUCGCCACUGACUCCUCUGGAAACUUCAUCACUGAUGACGGAACCAUCGUGGAGAAGAACGAAGACAAUCAACCAAUCGGACCAGACGGCCAAGUUCUGCCAACGGAUGCUUCUGGAAACUACAUCUACCCACAUGUUGGUGCUGAUGGUCAAGUUCUUCCAACUGACGGAUCUGGCAAGCCAAUCUACCCAGUUGUGAGCCCAGACGGAACUGAACUUCCAACUGACUCAUCUGGAGCCUACAUCGGACCAGACGGACGACCAAUUCCAACAGAUUCGAGCGGCAAGCCAAUCAGCGAAGACGGAUCUCCACUUCCAACUGACUCAAAGGGCAACUACGUUCUCGUUCCAGCUGGAGAAGAAGGAGUCACCAAAGUGCUUCCAACUGAUGAAUCUGGAAAUGUCAUCUACCCAAUCACCAAGCCAGACGGAUCCCCACUCGCCACUGACUCCUCUGGAAACUUCAUCACUGAUGACGGAACCAUCGUGGAGAAGAACGAAGACAAUCAACCAAUCGGACCAGACGGCCAAGUUCUGCCAACGGAUGCUUCUGGAAACUACAUCUACCCACAUGUUGGUGCUGAUGGUCAAGUUCUUCCAACUGACGGAUCUGGCAAGCCAAUCUACCCAGUUGUGAGCCCAGACGGAACUGAACUUCCAACUGACUCAUCUGGAGCAUACAUCGGACCAGACGGACGACCAAUUCCGACAGAUUCGAGCGGCAAGCCAAUCAGCGAAGACGGAUCUCCACUUCCAACUGACUCAAAGGGCAACUACGUUCUCGUUCCAGCUGGAGAAGAAGGAGUCACCAAAGUGCUUCCAACUGAUGAAUCUGGAAAUGUCAUCUACCCAAUCACCAAGCCCGACGGAUCCCCACUCGCCACUGACUCCUCUGGAAACUUCAUCACUGAUGACGGAACCAUCGUGGAGAAGAACGAAGACAAUCAACCAAUCGGACCAGACGGCCAAGUUCUGCCAACGGAUGCUUCUGGAAACUACAUCUACCCACAUGUUGGUGCUGAUGGUCAAGUUCUUCCAACUGACGGAUCUGGCAAGCCAAUCUACCCAGUUGUGAGCCCAGACGGAACUGAACUUCCAACUGACUCAUCUGGAGCAUACAUCGGACCAGACGGACGACCAAUUCCGACAGAUUCGAGCGGCAAGCCAAUCAGCGAAGACGGAUCUCCACUUCCAACUGACUCAAAGGGCAACUACGUUCUCGUUCCAGCUGGAGAAGAAGGAGUCACCAAAGUGCUUCCAACUGAUGAAUCUGGAAAUGUCAUCUACCCAAUCACCAAGCCAGACGGAUCCCCACUCGCCACUGACUCCUCUGGAAACUUCAUCACUGAUGACGGAACCAUCGUGGAGAAGAACGAAGACAAUCAACCAAUCGGACCAGACGGCCAAGUUCUGCCAACGGAUGCUUCUGGAAACUACAUCUACCCACAUGUUGGUGCUGAUGGUCAAGUUCUUCCAACUGACGGAUCUGGCAAGCCAAUCUACCCAGUUGUGAGCCCAGACGGAACUGAACUUCCAACUGACUCAUCUGGAGCCUACAUCGGACCAGACGGACGACCAAUUCCAACAGAUUCGAGCGGCAAGCCAAUCAGCGAAGACGGAUCUCCACUUCCAACUGACUCAAAGGGCAACUACGUUCUCGUUCCAGCUGGAGAAGAAGGAGUCACCAAAGUGCUUCCAACUGAUGAAUCUGGAAAUGUCAUCUACCCAAUCACCAAGCCCGACGGAUCCCCACUCGCCACUGACUCCUCUGGAAACUUCAUCACUGAUGACGGAACCAUCGUGGAGAAGAACGAAGACAAUCAACCAAUCGGACCAGACGGCCAAGUUCUGCCAACGGAUGCUUCUGGAAACUACAUCUACCCACAUGUUGGUGCUGAUGGUCAAGUUCUUCCAACUGACGGAUCUGGCAAGCCAAUCUACCCAGUUGUGAGCCCAGACGGAACUGAACUUCCAACUGACUCAUCUGGAGCAUACAUCGGACCAGACGGACGACCAAUUCCGACAGAUUCGAGCGGCAAGCCAAUCAGCGAAGACGGAUCUCCACUUCCAACUGACUCAAAGGGCAACUACGUUCUCGUUCCAGCUGGAGAAGAAGGAGUCACCAAAGUGCUUCCAACUGAUGAAUCUGGAAAUGUCAUCUACCCAAUCACCAAGCCCGACGGAUCCCCACUCGCCACUGACUCCUCUGGAAACUUCAUCACUGAUGACGGAACCAUCGUGGAGAAGAACGAAGACAAUCAACCAAUCGGACCAGACGGCCAAGUUCUGCCAACGGAUGCUUCUGGAAACUACAUCUACCCACAUGUUGGUGCUGACGGUCAAGUUCUUCCAACUGACGGAUCUGGCAAGCCAAUCUACCCAGUUGUGAGCCCAGACGGAACUGAACUUCCAACUGACUCAUCUGGAGCAUACAUCGGACCAGACGGACGACCAAUUCCGACAGAUUCGAGCGGCAAGCCAAUCAGCGAAGAUGGAUCUCCACUUCCAACUGACUCAAAGGGCAACUACGUUCUCGUUCCAGCUGGAGAAGAAGGAGUCACCAAAGUGCUUCCAACUGAUGAAUCUGGAAAUGUCAUCUACCCAAUCACCAAGCCCGACGGAUCCCCACUCGCCACUGACUCCUCUGGAAACUUCAUCACUGAUGACGGAACCAUCGUGGAGAAGAACGAAGACAAUCAACCAAUCGGACCAGACGGCCAAGUUCUGCCAACGGAUGCUUCUGGAAACUACAUCUACCCACAUGUUGGUGCUGACGGUCAAGUUCUUCCAACUGACGGAUCUGGCAAGCCAAUCUACCCAGUUGUGAGCCCAGACGGAACUGAACUUCCAACUGACUCAUCUGGAGCCUACAUCGGACCAGACGGACGACCAAUUCCAACAGAUUCGAGCGGCAAGCCAAUCAGCGAAGACGGAUCUCCGCUUCCAACUGACUCAAAAGGCAACUACGUUCUCGUUCCAGCUGGAGAAGAAGGAGUCACCAAAGUGCUUCCAACUGAUGAAUCUGGAAAUGUCAUCUACCCAAUCACCAAGCCAGACGGAUCCCCACUCGCCACUGACUCCUCUGGAAACUUCAUCACUGAUGACGGAACCAUCGUGGAGAAGAACGAAGACAAUCAACCAAUCGGACCAGACGGCCAAGUUCUGCCAACGGAUGCUUCUGGAAACUACAUCUACCCACAUGUUGGUGCUGAUGGUCAAGUUCUUCCAACUGACGGAUCUGGCAAGCCAAUCUACCCAGUUGUGAGCCCAGACGGAACUGAACUUCCAACUGACUCAUCUGGAGCAUACAUCGGACCAGACGGACGACCAAUUCCGACAGAUUCGAGCGGCAAGCCAAUCAGCGAAGAUGGAUCUCCACUUCCAACUGACUCAAAGGGCAACUACGUUCUCGUUCCAGCUGGAGAAGAAGGAGUCACCAAAGUGCUUCCAACUGAUGAAUCUGGAAAUGUCAUCUACCCAAUCACCAAGCCAGACGGAUCCCCACUCGCCACUGACUCCUCUGGAAACUUCAUCACUGAUGACGGAACCAUCGUGGAGAAGAACGAAGACAAUCAACCAAUCGGACCAGACGGCCAAGUUCUGCCAACGGAUGCUUCUGGAAACUACAUCUACCCACAUGUUGGUGCUGAUGGUCAAGUUCUUCCAACUGACGGAUCUGGCAAGCCAAUCUACCCAGUUGUGAGCCCAGACGGAACUGAACUUCCAACUGACUCAUCUGGAGCAUACAUCGGACCAGACGGACGACCAAUUCCGACAGAUUCGAGCGGCAAGCCAAUCAGCGAAGACGGAUCUCCGCUUCCAACUGACUCAAAAGGCAACUACGUUCUCGUUCCAGCUGGAGAAGAAGGAGCCACCAAAGUGCUUCCAACUGAUGAAUCUGGAAAUGUCAUCUACCCAAUCACCAAGCCCGACGGAUCCCCACUCGCCACUGACUCCUCUGGAAACUUCAUCACUGAUGACGGAACCAUCGUGGAGAAGAACGAAGACAAUCAACCAAUCGGACCAGACGGGCAAGUUCUGCCAACGGAUGCUUCUGGAAACUACAUCUACCCACAUGUUGGUGCUGAUGGUCAAGUUCUUCCAACUGACGGAUCUGGCAAGCCAAUCUACCCAGUUGUGAGCCCAGACGGAACUGAACUUCCAACUGACUCAUCUGGAGCAUACAUCGGACCAGACGGACGACCAAUUCCGACAGAUUCGAGCGGCAAGCCAAUCAGCGAAGACGGAUCUCCGCUUCCAACUGACUCAAAAGGCAACUACGUUCUCGUUCCUGCUGGAGAAGAAGGAGUCACCAAAGUGCUUCCAACUGAUGAAUCUGGAAAUGUCAUCUACCCAAUCACCAAGCCCGACGGAUCCCCACUCGCCACUGACUCCUCUGGAAACUUCCUCACUGAUGACGGAACCAUCGUGGAGAAGAACGAAGACAAUCAACCAAUCGGACCAGACGGCCAAGUUCUGCCAACGGAUGCUUCUGGAAACUACAUCUACCCACAUGUUGGUGCUGAUGGUCAAGUUCUUCCAACUGACGGAUCUGGCAAGCCAAUCUACCCAGUUGUGAGCCCAGACGGAACUGAACUUCCAACUGACUCAUCUGGAGCAUACAUCGGACCAGACGGACGACCAAUUCCGACAGAUUCGAGCGGCAAGCCAAUCAGCGAAGACGGAUCUCCGCUUCCAACUGACUCAAAAGGCAACUACGUUCUCGUUCCAGCUGGAGAAGAAGGAGUCACCAAAGUGCUUCCAACUGAUGAAUCUGGAAAUGUCAUCUACCCAAUCACCAAGCCAGACGGAUCCCCACUCGCCACUGACUCCUCUGGAAACUUCAUCACUGAUGACGGAACCAUCGUGGAGAAGAACGAAGACAAUCAACCAAUCGGACCAGACGGCCAAGUUCUGCCAACGGAUGCUUCUGGAAACUACAUCUACCCACAUGUUGGUGCUGAUGGUCAAGUUCUUCCAACUGACGGAUCUGGCAAGCCAAUCUACCCAGUUGUGAGCCCAGACGGAACUGAACUUCCAACUGACUCAUCUGGAGCAUACAUCGGACCAGACGGACGACCAAUUCCGACAGAUUCGAGCGGCAAGCCAAUCAGCGAAGAUGGAUCUCCACUUCCAACUGACUCAAAGGGCAACUACGUUCUCGUUCCAGCUGGAGAAGAAGGAGUCACCAAAGUGCUUCCAACUGAUGAAUCUGGAAAUGUCAUCUACCCAAUCACCAAGCCAGACGGAUCCCCACUCGCCACUGACUCCUCAGGAAACUUCAUCACUGAUGACGGAACCAUCGUGGAGAUGAACGAAGACAAUCAACCAAUCGGACCAGACGGCCAAGUUCUGCCAACGGAUGCUUCUGGAAACUACAUCUACCCACAUGUUGGUGCUGAUGGUCAAGUUCUUCCAACUGACGGAUCUGGCAAGCCAAUCUACCCAGUUGUGAGCCCAGACGGAACUGAACUUCCAACUGACUCAUCUGGAGCAUACAUCGGACCAGACGGACGACCUAUUCCAACAGAUUCGAGCGGCAAGCCAAUCAGCGAAGACGGAUCUCCACUUCCAACUGACUCAAAGGGCAACUACGUUCUCGUUCCAGCUGGAGAAGAAGGAGUCACCAAGGUGCUUCCAACUGAUGAAUCUGGAAAUAUCAUCUACCCAAUCACCAAGCCAGACGGAUCCCCACUCGCCACUGACUCCUCAGGAAACUUCAUCACUGAUGACGGAACCAUCGUGGAGAUGAACGAAGACAAUCAACCAAUCGGACCAGACGGCCAAGUUCUGCCAACGGAUGCUUCUGGAAACUACAUCUACCCACAUGUUGGUGCUGAUGGUCAAGUUCUUCCAACUGACGGAUCUGGCAAGCCAAUCUACCCAGUUGUGAGCCCAGACGGAACUGAACUUCCAACUGACUCAUCUGGAGCAUACAUCGGACCAGACGGACGACCUAUUCCAACAGAUUCGAGCGGCAAGCCAAUCAGCGAAGACGGAUCUCCACUUCCAACUGACUCAAAGGGCAACUACGUUCUCGUUCCAGCUGGAGAAGAAGGAGUCACCAAGGUGCUUCCAACUGAUGAAUCUGGAAAUGUCAUCUACCCAAUCACCAAGCCAGACGGAACCCCACUCGCCACUGACUCCUCUGGAAACUUCAUCACUGAUGACGGAACCAUCGUGGAGAAGAACGAAGACAAUCAACCAAUCGGACCAGACGGCCAAGUUCUGCCAACGGAUGCUUCUGGAAACUACAUCUACCCACAUGUUGGUGCUGAUGGUCAAGUUCUUCCAACUGACGGAUCUGGCAAGCCAAUCUACCCAGUUGUGAGCCCAGACGGAACUGAACUUCCAACUGACUCAUCUGGAGCAUACAUCGGACCAGACGGACGACCUAUUCCAACAGAUUCGAGCGGCAAGCCAAUCAGCGAAGACGGAUCUCCACUUCCAACUGACUCAAAGGGCAACUACGUUCUCGUUCCAGCUGGAGAAGAAGGAGUCACCAAGGUGCUUCCAACUGAUGAAUCUGGAAAUGUCAUCUACCCAAUCACCAAGCCAAACGGAACCCCACUCGCCACUGACUCCUCUGGAAACUUCAUCACUGAUGACGGAACCAUCGUGGAGAAGAACGAAGACAAUCAACCAAUCGGACCAGACGGCCAAGUUCUGCCAACGGAUGCUUCUGGAAACUACAUCUACCCACAUGUUGGUGCUGAUGGUCAAGUUCUUCCAACUGACGGAUCUGGCAAGCCAAUCUACCCAGUUGUGAGCCCAGACGGAACUGAACUUCCAACUGACUCAUCUGGAGCAUACAUCGGACCAGACGGACGACCUAUUCCAACAGAUUCGAGCGGCAAGCCAAUCAGCGAAGAGGGAUCUCCACUUCCAACUGACUCAAAGGGCAACUACGUUCUCGUUCCAGCGAUAGGUGAAAUUGGUAGAGUAUUGCCAACAGAUGAUACUGGAAUGGCAAUAUAUUCUAUAACGUUUGGUAACGGAACUGAAUUGCCUAAAAAUGCAAAUGGAGAUUACAUCGGCGUCGAUGGUUUACCAAUCGAAAGAUCUUCGGAUGGAAAACCAUUAAGUCCUGAUGGAGUUAUUUUGCCAACAUCUGGAUAUGGUCAUUACAUUUAUCCUAUUAUUGGCCCAGAUGGAUCUCCUAUUCCGUUUGAUGAGAACAACAAACCGAUUUAUAAGGUUAUUGGAAAAGAUGACGAAUUAUUGCCGACUGAUUCAAGUGGUCGAGCAAUCUCUGACGGUUCACCCAUUCCGACGGACAAAAACGGAUAUCCAGUGGACGCUUAUGGAAUCGUGCUACCUACGGAUUCUACAAGAAAGCUGCACACGCUCGUACCGACACGAAGACCAUCACAAUUCUGCUUUGUUAGAGCGCAUAUCGACCUUCUUCUUGUAAUUGAUACCUCAAACAACAUCAAGGUUCUUGACUAUCGAGUUAUGAAGGAAUUGAUCAAAACAUUCUUGACGGAUCAUUUUAAUUUGAAGAAACAUCAAGUUCGUGUCGGCCUUGUUAAAUACGGUGAUGGCGGAGAAAUUCCGAUCUCUCUUGGAGAUUACGACAAUGAAGAAGACUUGCUCCAUCGAAUAAGCGAGACAAGACGAAUGAAGGGACGUGCUCAACUUGGAGCUGGUCUAAGAGAAGCCCUUGACGAACUAGCAAUUUCCGGUGUCGAUGGUGUUCCACAAAUUGUACUCAUCGUCAAGAACGGAAAAGCAGUAGACGAUUUUGGAUCGCCAGCAAGCUCGCUGAAAUCAGAACGCAAUGCAACCCUUUUCGUGAUUGAUUCAGGAGAUGAAGAAAGUCAAGCUCAAAACGCAGUUAUAACCGAUGAGGAUAAAAUAAUUCGCGUUCCGCAAUGGAGGGGAGCCGACUCUGAAAUACUCGGCCCGCUUGCUGACUACAUUUGCAAAAGCUUUUCAAAUGUGGAAACGUCACAAACGUGGCCAUCGCCGAGACAAAAAGCAACAACCCCAAGCGGUGUUGGUCGCUUGUGCUCAUCUGUUGACUUUGAAUCCGAUGUUAUUAUAAUCCUCGAUUCCUCCGAAAACUUUUCCCCAGAUGAGUUCACAUAUAUGAAGGACGCUGUCGCAAGUUUCGUCGAUACCGGAUUCGAUUUGUCUCCCGAUGUCGCGAGGAUUGGAUUCGUAAUUUACAGUGAUAAGGUGGCAGUGCCAGUGGCCUUAGGGCAUUAUGACGAUAAGGUCGAACUCAUGGAGAAGAUUGUUGAAGCCGAAAAAAUUAAUGAUGGAGUUUCAAUUGCUCUAUAUGGACUGAAUGCUGCUCGACAACAAUUCCAACUUCAUGGUCGCGAAAACGCAACGAAAAUGGUUAUAAUAAUUACAAACGGAAAGAAUAGAGGAAAUGCUGCUGCGGCUGCCGAAGAUUUGCGAGAAAUGUACGGUGUACAAAUUUACGCAAUUGCUGUCGGCUCGAACGCUGAUGAGUUGGCAACGAUACGACGACUCACUGGAAUUUCCAAUUCUGAGCGCGUUUUUGGAGUGGAACAAGCUUCCGAGAUUGACGAUCAACUUCCAAGCAUUACUAGAACACUGUGCGGAUUCGGAUCGCCAAAACAAACAACACUUCCAGCACACUUCACCACAAAGCGUGAUGUCGACGGUGCCAAGAAAUUCACAACAGCACCAAUUACUCGAACGACCAGAGCUGUCUCUGGAGGUCUCUGCAAUGACGGAAUUAGAAGGCCGUAUCAAUUCAACAUCUUGAUUGAUGUGACCUCACGAUCAUCACCAGAAGAAUUCCGUAGAGUUCUCAGCCACAUGGAAAACUUCUUCAAAAACCGGCUACGUGAUGAACAUAGCAUGAUUGCAAUUAAUUUAAUGACAAUCAACAGCGACAAAAUUGAAUACGUAAAUAACGAUGUUACCGUGGAGGGACUUUCCGAAGUUCUCAAUGAAAUUUCACAGAAAAGCGAUGAUUCGAUGUCCCCAAAACUUGGUUUGGGAAUUGAUAAUUUGGUUGAAUUGUCCAAUGAGAACUACAUCAAUGGAGCGAUUAAACUAAUGCUUAUUGUGAGCAGCGACGGAACAUCUAGUGACGAAGCUCUUCCAUCAGCAGAAUACGCCAAUGGCGAUUUCCAACACAACAUCAUCACAAUUUCGGUCAGAAAACCAGCGACUGAUUUGCUUUCGAAGAUCGCAGGCUUGGCUACAAGAGUUAUUCAUCUUGAUGAAUGGACCGCUCCAAACGAGCUGUUCGACAGCUGGUUAGCAUAUAUCACGUGCGACUAUUCAACGGCAACAACGACUAGAAAAACGACAACGCCAAGACUUACAACAAGACCAUAUGGUAAUGAUGCUUCCAAAGAAGACGCCACCAAUAUUGAGCUUAUCCCACUAUCACCCAGCUCGUUAUCUGUCUCAUGGACAUGUUGCACAAACAGCAAAUCGAACUACACGAUUCUCUACACACACGAUUUGUCGAUUCCGAAGAAGAAUUGGCUCAAGAAAAAUGCAACGUGUCGUGACAGCUUUGGAACGCAUGUCGAGAAUCUACCAACCGAUCACACAUACACAGUCUGUGUUAUGACUGCAGAAAGAAUCUUCAACGACACAGCAUUGGAAGUCGAUAACAAUUGCGAUACGUUAUAUUUAAACAAGAACACUACGGCCCCAGAAGGAUACGUCAAACCGACACCAUCCAGCUGCAAUUGCCAGUGUUCUGAAGGAAGGGCGAUUUUGCGAGCCUCAUGCGAUCUUGUGAUCGACACGAAUCGACCAAUCGCCACCCUUCCGCCAGCAACAACUGAAGAAUGCCCAUGCAAAGUUAAAUCGCAUGGAGGACGUUGUCCGAAGGGUUACAUUGCUAAAGACGGGCAAUGUUACGACAUUGAUGAGUGCGCGACCGACAACGGAAAAUGCUCCGAGGGAUGUGUGAACACGCCGGGAUCCUACUACUGUGCGUGUCCCCAUGGAAUGAUGAGAGACCCACUGGAUCCGUUCAACUGCGUCAACACAGCCAAUUCAUUUGACAAGAUCGCACAAUUAUUAGCAAAUUACUUGGAAGCCAACACCGAUAAGAACAAUGCCCAAGUAUCGUCUACAAAUAAUGGAGGAAAAACCAAUUAUAAAGCAACCAUAAAAUCUUCCGACGACAAGACCAUUACAUUCGAAUGGUCUCACGUACCAGAUGUUGUGCGAAAAGCCUUCAAAUGGCUCUUCUAA
Messenger RNA from Caenorhabditis bovis, 37656 nucleotides. The record is from the annotation of a GenBank genome assembly. NCBI's taxonomy places the organism in Eukaryota, Metazoa, Nematoda, Chromadorea, Rhabditida, Rhabditidae.